AUGGAAGCCUUUAGCCGAAGUGUAGCAAGCCUUGAAAGUAAACUCAACUAUGAAGAAGACGCGGUGGAUUAUAGCGAUCUUACAAACUCAAUUCUAUUCUCAUCUAUACCAGUAAGCUCACAGGAUGAGAGUUAUGUUUCUGAAGAAUUGGAUAACAAUGAAAAUAAUAUUCCAGAUAUUAAUAGUUCGAGUCUGUUGGGAAGAUCUGAAAUCAGUGUUGAAUCUGGUCAGUUAGAUCUUGGCGAAGUAGAUUCAAAAGACAGCCUUGAAAUAGCAGCGUCAUCUCUGUUUGACUCCAAUGCUGCUUCUAGUAAGGAGAUAGAAGAAGAUGUCAGUAACUCCGUAUUAUUUACUGAUACUAUGGCAUCAGCUCCACUAAUUAAUGCUGUGCCAUCGCUUGAAACUAUAUCUGUGUUAGAGAAGAGCGUCACAUCGAGUUUGAUCUCACCUCACUCCAAUGAAGGAGCGUCCUUAGGCUCCGAUGUAGGUUAUCACUCCACCUAUCAAACCACUCUUUCAACUGGGAAAAAGGUAGAAUUUACAAGAAAAGAAAGGAGUCCAGGAGCACAAUCUACAUCAUCAGAAAGGAACCAUUAUGGUAUCCCUAUUCAUAGUCUUCUACAAUCUGUGAGAUUAGAGUCUGAGAUUGUGAAGUCCUCUGUAAACCUCCCCCUUCCUUCUAAAGCGAAGCAGAAAUGCAGUGAUAUUCUCCUUUCUGAAAAAUGGAGGCCCAAACGUUGGGUCGAUCUCAUGGGGCCCGAAAAAACGCAUCGUCAUCUACUUAAAUGGCUUGUUUCGUGGUCACAUGUCGUCUUUCGUACGCCCCUUCCCCCACAUGAACAACUUGAAUCCGAUGUUCUUCGUCGGGAUCGCUUUGGAAGGCCCAAUAAAAAAGUACUCUUAAUACACGGUGCCCCUGGUACUGGUAAGACAACAAUUGCUCAUGUUUUAGCGAAGCAAGCAGGCUAUGAUGUGUUGGAAAUCAACGCUAGUGAUGAACGUUCAGGACAGAUUGUUCGUGAAAAGAUUAUAAGUGCUGUUGAGAGCCACAGAAUUGAUAGCUCUCGAAAACCGGUUUGCAUCAUUGCAGAUGAGAUCGAGGGUGCCGCUGAAUCUGGGUUCAUUCGUGUUUUGAUUGACCUGAUCACUGCAGACCAGAAAGCUAUGGACUCUAUUGAAAAUACUGCUUCGAAACCAAAUCACAAAGGAAAAAAGAAAAGGUCUAAACUUCUCUUACGUCCAAUUAUCGCCGUUUGUAACGAUGUAUAUGCAAGCAGUUUACGAAAUCUUCGGCCAUUUGCAGAAGUCGUUCACUAUACCAAGUCGGCCCCAAGCGCAGUUGUUACGAGAUUAAGAGAAAUCUGUCUGGCAGAAGGCAUAAAGCUUGAUACUAACAUACUGGCUGAAAUUGUAAACACGUCAGAUGGUGAUCUUCGGAGCAGUUUAAACAUGCUUCAAUUUGGAGGGCUAAUUGACGAGCCAGAUAAUUCUGAAAGAGUCUUUCGAAAAGAUACUAACAAGAGCUGGUCCAAAAUUGCAAAUAGAUUGUUCCAGAGGAAAGACGGGGUGCCGAAGAAUGAGGAGGCAAGAGCCAUUUUAAGGGAAAUUUACACAAAUGGGGAGUAUGACAAAAUGAUUUCUGGCACAUUUUCUCUUUACCCAAGGGUCCAUUAUCAUGAUGAUAUGUUACGCAAGCCUAGUGCGAUUGGUGAAUGGUUAUACUUCUAUGAACAAUUGAACUCAGGAAUAUAUGGAUCUCAGCACACUCAGCUAGGAGAAUAUUUGGCACACCCGCUACAAGCAUUUUAUGAAAAUUUUAGUUCUAUGUCGAAUACAAGGGACCAGCUGGUCCAAUCGAAUAGUGACACACGAGAAGCACAUUUGGAGAAUGAGCAACUAGUUAACGAAAUUCUUGAAAGAGGUAACAAUCAUAUUCGACAAAUGUUCAAAAAGGAUGAAAUAGCCAUCGAAUUAAUACCAUACGCUUUGAAGAUUGUUUCUCCUGAAAUCAAAACACAUAUAUCAUCCGGUGUGACUCUACAAGGUAUAGAUCAAGAGAAAAUAGCGAACAGUGCCAAAGCCAUGAUCGAUUUGAGUCUUCGUUUUUUUAAGGAUAAGCUCGAGAGCGGUGCAUUUGCAUACAGAAUUGACCCGUAA
Molecule: messenger RNA, 2157 nt
Organism: Sugiyamaella lignohabitans
Lineage: Eukaryota; Fungi; Ascomycota; Dipodascomycetes; Dipodascales; Trichomonascaceae
Gene: CTF18
Product: Ctf18p
Exons: 1
Coding region: 1-2157 (718 amino acids)
Cellular component (GO): nucleus
Molecular function (GO): ATP hydrolysis activity; ATP binding; DNA binding
Source: RefSeq, a predicted model, not a curated record